AUGUGUGAUAUAAACGAUGCUAUACAGAUAGCUGUUUUGGGUGACAAAUCUGUCGGCAAAACUGCCAUUAUCCGUCAAUGGUUAUUCAAUGAUUUUCAUAUUCAGUAUCAUGAAACUCAUAUGGCUACAUACCAUUUUACAGCAUUGUACAAUGGCGAUCGUUUGUUUCACAUACGAAUUAUUGAUACACCUCGGUUUGACGAAAAUGAUCCCGAUCCACAAAAUGAGUGGGUAAAACUUUAUUGUUUUCGUCGUUGUGCCUUAUUUUUAAUGGUAUUCGAUAUUAGUCGUGAGGAAACAUUUUCCUAUAUAAAACAACUUUAUCGUGAAAUAGUUAGCGUACGAAACGGCCUAAGUCGUUCGAGUAUUGACGAUGAUACAUUAACAGCAACUGUUCCCAUCAUCCUUGUGGCAAACAAAGCCGACUUAAUUAAUUUAGAUCAACGUUAUUCAAAUGUCACAUUGGCAAAUUCACGAGAGAUAACAAAUUUUGCUAAAAAGACGUUAAAAGCAAAUACCAUACAAUGUUCAGCCAAAUAUAACUGGCAUCUUGUUUUGCUGUUCAAAGAAGUUUGUAGAAUGCUAGAACGUGUAGAAGAUAAUGUGGGUCAAAAAGGUCUACAUCAUGGAAGAAGACAGAAACAUUGUAGUAUUAGUUAA
Didymodactylos carnosus is the source of this 660-nucleotide messenger RNA. Lineage: Eukaryota; Metazoa; Rotifera; Eurotatoria; Philodinida; Philodinidae. The record is from the annotation of a GenBank genome assembly.